Paramuricea clavata is the source of this 2817-nucleotide messenger RNA. The record is from the annotation of a GenBank genome assembly. NCBI's taxonomy places the organism in Eukaryota, Metazoa, Cnidaria, Anthozoa, Malacalcyonacea, Plexauridae.
AUGCCAAAUACGAGUCAGGAUGACUUGAAUGAAUACGAACAUUAUCGAAAAAUCCAGCAGUUGUACAAAGUUGUUGCUGAAAGGCUGGUAAGUCUUGUAUCUGAAAUGUUGGACGAUUGUGUGACUCUCUUAGGCUCAUCACCAUGCCAUUAUGCUGCGAUAGCAUUAGGUUCUCUGGCCAGACUGGAGGCGACACCGUUUUCAGACCUCGAAUGGGCCAUUCUGAUCGAAAACGAGGACGAAAAACACAAGGUCUACUUUCGGAAACUGACACAGCUCGUUCAUUUGAUGGUGAUAAGCUUUGGCGAGACAAUCGUACUGAGCAUGGGUAUACAUUGCUUGAGGUCUUGGUUUUAUGAUGACGUCACGCCACGUGGCUUUGCCUUCGACGGGGCCUUACCACAAGCUUGUAAGACACCUCUGGGUAAACGAGAGAAAGACGGAACUAUAGUGUACGAGCUCAUCGGCAUUCCUGAGGAAAUCUCGAAAUUCCAACGAUUGGAGUGGGUCAAAGUGAAUCCUCAACUUGCGGGGGUACUGCGAACAGUUCUCGUUAUCACUCGUGGCGAGAAGGCCGUGGAACUCGCACGAGAUUACAAACUGUGUUUGAACGAGGAGCUGGAUAGAUUAGUCGCGCAAGAAGGAGAUAUUCUGUCCAGAGAGAGAAAGAUGAGAGAAACUUUAGCGCUUUUGGAAUUGGCCAGAGAUUUCGAUGUAUUCAACCCACGCCUUGGUCAAGAGGAUCAAGCGGGGAGGUUUUUCGAGGUUAAGAAAGAGAUUUAUCGCUUAAUGGACAGACUGGUGGCCAGUGUUGGUCUGUACUUCAACGCAUGCGCACAAAGCGCCUGGGAAUGCCUCGAGUGGUUACAUAAGGAGAACUUUCUCAGCGAAAGGGGCAUGCGGAACCUGUUUGUUGCCUUCAGCAUCGGAGCCGAGCUGCGAGCCAGGGCCUAUACAGAAGGAGGAAGACAAGAUGAUUAUCUGGAUUGUCAGGCAUUCGGUGACGUUUGUGAGUUUGGCUUGGAUGCUGAGGUUCACGCAUUGGGUUUGCCACCUGUGCAGACGUUAUACAGGUACUACCUUACCGUGCUUCCGUUUUUGUCCCACACGUGGCUAAGUGCGUUGGGCGCACCUAAUACGAGUUUAGACCAUAUGAGAGACGAGGAUUUCUAUAGUGAUUUACCUAAAUAUCGCGCUCUGAUUAGUAUGCGGCUCAGGCAGCACAAGAAGGCAAAAAUCGAGCUACAGAAGCAUCUCAUGGCUUAUCCCGAAGAUCAGGAAUGCCUUACGGGUCUUGGUAAUGUGUUGAAGAUUUUCCAGAAAUUUCAAGAGGCUUUUUUGUGCCACUACAGGGCGCUUCAUUAUCUGUUAUGCUCCGGUGAUUAUGUCUGCAACGGUAAACAGCUGCGUUCACUUGAUCAGGUAACCAGCUGGCGAGAAUUCGUCCAACCACUCAAGUCCAGCAUGAAUACAACCUUGGCGUUCCACUGUCUUCGAGUUCACUUAUAUAAUCUCGGGAUAUGCUACAGGAACAUGCAACAGUACCUCAAAGCCGCUGACUGCUUAGAGUGCUGCGUCGAGCUUUAUCGCGAAGGCUUGGGAACUCUUGAGGAUGUUCACGGUCUCGCACGAACCCUAAAUGUCCUGGCUUGUAUUUACAAAAACGAUGGCAGCGAUACAGACGUUGGUUGCUUGCAAGAGGCGCUUGAUCUCUAUGCUAACUCGGGAUCUUUCGUGACCAGUUCGGCUGAAGCAACAACCAAGUUCAACCUGGCAUCAUGGUAUCACAGCCGUGGCCAAUUUCACCGCGCAAAGACAAUCCUCGAAGAAACUGUCAACCAAUCCUCGUACGCGUAUGGCAAGAGCGAUAACCCCGAAACCCUUCGUGCAAAGUUCCUCCUUGGUGAAGUAUACAUUUGCCUACAAUGUUACCACGAAGCCGUUAAAAUUUUAACAAGCUGUAUAAAAUCAUUGGUCAAACCUUUCAAGCACGGUUGCUUGAUUAAACGAUGUGACGUCGAACCUUUUCUUAAAAUAGCUCUUACUGGCGUCGGGCUUCUGGAGUCAGAUUCAGUCGACGUUUCAAAAAUCGACCUUGCCGAAAUCUUGGAGAAUUCCCAAGAUAAAGAAGGUGUAGCCGUGCCGAUGUUGUUUUUGGCUGACUUCUGCCUGCGUUUACAAAAACCCAAUCCCGCAUUUGCGCUCGCUGAGAAAUGCUUGAGCGUUCUACGAGAGCUUUAUGGUGAAACGGCGAAUCACACUAACUUGACGACAAACUUGGGCAUUCUCGGUAGGUCGUGUUUUGCGUCAGGAAAGCCAGACAUGGCGGUAGUUUUUUUUACGCAAGCGCUAGAAAACCACCACGAAGUUUGCAAGAAAAAAGGGGAAGGAACUGACGCAGACAGAAGUGUCGAAAUCGGUUUGCUAACCUCCUUGGGAAAUGUUUACAAGGCACAAGAGUCGGUUCAGGAAGCGCUUCAAUGCUAUCAGAGGUGUUUGGAGAUACAGGGCCCUAUUGCAGAUGAUAAGAGUGUGGUUCUGACACUAUCUAACCUUGGAAACACGUACUGUUUACUGGGUAUUCUAAGCAAAGGCAUUCUAUUUCUCGAAAUGGCUUAUGAUGGUGUGAAGAAGAUUCUUAGAGAAAACGAACCACAGACGGUGGUAAAUGCUAGCGUUCUGUCGAACCUGACCCGUUCGUUGUGCACGGCAUUAAUGCAGGGUGGGCAAUACGACAAAAUAAAAGAGAUCACCGAUGAAUCGGAUCGACUCAUGAAAUUGGUACCAAAAACGAAACCAUUACGAAUUAAACAAUAG